Psammomys obesus (fat sand rat) is the source of this 2231-nucleotide messenger RNA. RefSeq names its product beta-1,4-galactosyltransferase 2 (gene B4galt2). Gene Ontology annotation, molecular function: glycosyltransferase activity. The transcript has 7 exons. The coding region runs from base 397 to 1512 and encodes 371 amino acids. Gene Ontology annotation, biological process: carbohydrate metabolic process. Lineage: Eukaryota; Metazoa; Chordata; Mammalia; Rodentia; Muridae. The record is from RefSeq and is a predicted model, not a curated record.
GGCAGUGCAGUGGUCCGUCGGUCCGCCGGUCCCUGGGUCUGCCCGGCCCCACCCUGCCUCCCGGGGCGGCUCGGCUCCAUGGCCCGCGGCGGCGGCGGCGGGAGGUGGCCCGGGGGCCGUGGGGACCGCUGACCGGGCGGUGGGGCCGGGCCAUGGGGGACGGAGCGGUCCGCAGCUGCGGGAGCCGGGAUCCCUACCCGAGCUGGAGCGGCGCCCCCUGCUGAGCCCCGAGCGCUGGGUGAGAGGAGGGCGCGCGCGGCCCCCAACCCAGGGCCCCGACAUUCCAGACCCGGCCCCGUUGAGGGGCCGCCCGCGCGCCGCCCCAGAUCCUAGCCCAGGACCCGGCUGGCAGCCGGAUGCUUGGGCCCACUGGGCCAGCCACUGGCCGCCUGCGGGAUGAGCAGACUGCUGGGGGGGACGCUGGAGCGGGUCUGCAAGGCUGUGCUCCUCCUCUGCGUGCUGCACUUCCUUGUGGCUGUCAUCCUCUACUUCGACGUCUACGCCCAGCACCUGGCCUUUUUCAGCCGCUUCAGCGCCCGAAGCCCGGCCCAUGCCCUGUACCCUGCAGCCAGCAGCAGUACCAACUGCUCUCGGCCCAACGCCACUGCCGCUAGCUCCGGGCUUCCCGACGUGCCCAGCGCCAGGCCUGGCACCACGGCUCCAGUCCAUCCACCCUGUCCCGACAUGCCGCCUGGUCUUGUGGGCCGAGUGGUCAUCGAGUUCACCUCACCCAUGCCUCUGGAGCGGGUGCAGAGGGAGAACCCAGGCGUGCUGCUGGGCGGCCGCUAUACUCCACCCGACUGCACCCCGGCCCAAACGGUGGCAGUCAUCAUCCCCUUCAGACACCGGGAGCACCACCUGCGAUAUUGGCUCCACUAUCUGCACCCCAUGUUGAGGCGGCAGCGGCUGCGCUACGGUGUCUAUGUCAUCAACCAGCAUGGUGAGGAGACCUUCAACCGGGCCAAGCUGCUCAAUGUGGGCUUCCUAGAGGCGCUGAAAGAGGAUGCUGCCUAUGACUGCUUCAUCUUCAGUGAUGUGGACCUGGUCCCUAUGGAUGACCGCAAUCUGUACCGUUGUGGUGACCAGCCCCGCCACUUUGCCAUUGCCAUGGACAAGUUUGGCUUCCGGCUGCCCUAUGCUAGCUACUUUGGAGGUGUGUCAGGCCUGAGUAAAGCCCAGUUUCUGAGGAUCAAUGGCUUCCCCAAUGAGUACUGGGGCUGGGGCGGUGAGGAUGAUGACAUCUUCAACAGGAUCUCCCUGACUGGGAUGAAGAUCUCCCGCCCAGAUGGCCGGAUAGGCCGCUACCGCAUGAUCAAGCACGACCGGGACAAGCAUAACGAGCCCAACCCUCAGAGGUUUAGUAAGAUUCAAAACACAAAGAUGAGCAUGAAGUGGGACGGCAUUGGAUCAGUGCGGUACCGGGUCCUGGAAGUGUCCCGGCAGCCGCUCUUCACCAACAUCACAGUGGACAUUGGGAAACCCAUGUCAUGGCUCAACCUCAGUCAAGGCUGACACUAAUGGACCAAGGCCCUCCGUGCCCUUCCGGUGUGGAAGGUUGCCCACCAGAGGACUGACCUACAGCCUGGCUGACAGCUGCUUUGGGAUCAUCCCUAAGACUGAGACUGUGAGCUGUUUUCUGAGUCUUAAUAGACAGCCAGCUGCACCUAGAAGUUUCAGAACCCACUUCGAGGGGCUUCUUGGCAAGCCUCUCCUGUGGCCCUCUCUGGGGUCAACCCUUCUUCCUGCCCUACUUUCCCCAGCCCAAACCUCCUCACUGUUAGGGUUGGGCCAGCCCCUGCACUGCCUCUCGGAGUGGCCUGGGCUAGGUCACUCCACCUAUUUGUGCCUCAGUUCCCCCCCACACCCCCACCCUCGAGUCCUCCAGGGCCUGGAAAGGUGGGAGGUUUGACUAGGGGGCAGUGUCUCUUCCAGAGGGAGCUCUCAGCUCUGGAGAUCCCUCGUGCUUCCAGGGGAGGGGAAACCUUUUUCAUUCAACAUUGUAGGGGCAAGCUUUGGUGAGCCACCUGCUGAGGAGCGCCCCCAGGAGGGGACCAGAAGGGGUGCUGUGUUGUUUCCUGGGAUCAUGGGGUUGCCCUUUGCAUGGGGGAACAGGUGGGGCCUGGAUCAGUCGAUGGUCCUGGCCUCCCUCCCUUAAGAGGCAGAGGCCCCAGGGCCUGCUCUGUUUAUAUGUUGCACAGAAACUUGUGUGGGUGCUUUAGUAAAAAACGUUA